Pleurotus ostreatus (oyster mushroom) is the source of this 2205-nucleotide messenger RNA. RefSeq lists its product as uncharacterized. The transcript is spliced from 15 exons. Gene Ontology annotation, biological process: glucan catabolic process. The record is from RefSeq and is a predicted model, not a curated record. The coding region runs from base 1 to 2205 and encodes 734 amino acids. Gene Ontology annotation, molecular function: beta-glucosidase activity. NCBI's taxonomy places the organism in Eukaryota, Fungi, Basidiomycota, Agaricomycetes, Agaricales, Pleurotaceae.
AUGGGAUUUGGGAAACUUCGUUGGGCGGUCCUCCUGCUCCCCUACUUCCUCCCACUUGGGUAUAGUUCGGCGAAUGCGGUGGAGACGAGAUCAUGGGACGAAUCAUACGCGCUUUCCCAUAAGGUUGUGUCCCAAAUGACGGUCGACGAGAAGGUCGGGGUACUUACAGGUGUUACUUUUGCUAAGAGCAAAUGUAACGGCGAUACACACCCAGUCUCCCGGCUGGGCAUCCCCGCUCUCUGUUUCAAAGACGGCCCCGCGGGCGUCCAACCUUCCAAAAGCGUGACAGGCUUCCCCGCAGGCAUCAACGCUGCUUCGACGUUCAGUAGGACGUUAAUGAGGAAAAGGGGGGAGGCUAUUGGCAGGGAGUUGAAGGGUAAAGGUGUCAACACAUGGUACGGACCAUCUAUCGACAUCAUGCGCAACCCCAAAGGUGGACGUGGUUGGGAAGCCUUCGGUCCAGACCCCUACCUCAACAGCGAAGGGGGCUACGAAACUAUCAUGGGCGUACAAGGCGUAGGUGUCCAAGCCUGCGCAAAACACCUUGCUGCCAAUAAUCAGGAACACAAUCGGUAUAAUCUCAGUGUAACAUUGGAUGAUCGGGCAAUGUGGGAGGUUUACGGGUAUCCGUAUAUUCGAAGUAUCAAGGAGGCCGACUUGUCGUCCGUGAUGUGUUCCUUCAACCGCAUCAAUGGAACCUUCACUUGCUCGCACCCGAAGCUCCUGGCCAAUGACGGUUUCUUGCGGUCAAACGGUUUUAAAGGUUUCGUUGUUAGCGAUUAUGGCGCCACGCAUGGUACUGCCGCUGAAAUUGCCAACGCCGGGAUGGAAAUGGAGCAACCUGGAGAGUUCGAUCCACUUGUAAACGGUGGGGGCGUGUUCACGGAAGGUGGUCUUAAGAACUCGGUCCUCAACGGCACCGUGUCUAAUGAACGCCUUGAUGAAAUGGCCGUCCGCGUCCUGGCUCCAUGGUAUCGUCUACGACAAGACGUGGAUUACCCUCCAAUCGACCAUGCCGCAAAUGUGCGUUCAGAGGAACACACGGCCCUUGCCAAAGAAAUCGCGUCCGCCUCUGCCGUACUCCUCAAAAACGCACCUCGUAACUCUAACUCAUCUUCACUAACUCCGGGGCGCCACUUCGGCCUCCCUAUCCUCAGGUCUGAAAUCAAGGAAAUGGCCAUCAUAGGCGAAGACGCCAAACAACCGGAUCUCAGCCUUUGCAAUGAGCUUGUUGAGUGUACGAACGGGACUUUGGCGGUUGGAUGGGGAUCGGGUGGCAACUCACUGGAAUUCUUAGUCGCGCCAGCAGACGCUAUAACGUCAUACGUCGGCGAUUCUGCUACGAUCGCUACUUCGCUGUCGAACGAUGCUACUGCAGGUGCCGCCGCUGCGGCCAAUAAGGAUGUAGCGUUCGUCUUCGUUAACGCGCGGAGUGGCGAAUGGAUUCAAAAUAUCGUUCACGACCAAGGCGGUGACAGAAACGACUUGGAACUCUUCUACGAAGGCAGACAGCUGAUCGAACGCGUCGCCGCUGUGUGCAACAACACCAUUGUAGUUGUACAUUCUGUGGGCCCCGUGUUCAUGCCUUGGAGCACACAUCCGAACAUCACCGCCAUCGUCUAUGCUGGAGUACCUGGCGAGCAAUCUGGGCCGUCGAUUGUAGACGUCUUGUAUGGGAACUACAACCCCAGCGGACGAUUACCCUUUAGCAUCGCCGACACUGAAGAAGCGUAUGGCACGCAAAUCGUGUACGAUCGUACGAUCGGCCCAUUGACUCUCAACUACACCGAAGGCUUAUUCCUGGACUAUCGGUACAUGGAAGAACACGGCAUCUCCCCCCGUUUCGAGUACGGCUUCGGCCUUUCGUACACCACCUUCUCCUACGGGAGCCUCGACAUCCGCUCUAAUGGUUCCUCAAAGAGCGUCACGUUCAGCAUACGCAAUACAGGUGGCGUGGACGGCACGGAGAUUCCCCAGUUAUACUUGGGAUUUCCCGAAGGCUCGGGCGAGCCGAAGAAGGUGUUGAGAGGCUUCAGCGAUGUGGCUGUCAGAGUCGACGAGAUCAAGAACGUCACCAUGACGCUUACUGAGCUGGAUAUGAGCGUUUGGGAUGUUACGACCCAGCAAUGGACAGUGCCUUCAGGCGAAUUCAAAGUGUAUAUCGGAGCCUCAGUCAAGGAUAUCCGAUUGACGGGGUCGUUCUAG